Messenger RNA from Eutrema salsugineum, 378 nucleotides. RefSeq names its product F-box/LRR-repeat/kelch-repeat protein At1g09650. The coding region runs from base 1 to 378 and encodes 125 amino acids. NCBI's taxonomy places the organism in Eukaryota, Viridiplantae, Streptophyta, Magnoliopsida, Brassicales, Brassicaceae. The transcript is spliced from 2 exons. The record is from RefSeq and is a predicted model, not a curated record.
AUGACCAGAAGCUGUGAUGGUCUUGUUUGCGUCUACGAUUUUCAAAAAGAGCUGUAUGUCAUCAAUCCAGCGACUAGAUGGUGUCGUUCUCUUCCUCGAGCUAAGUUUCAACAAAUUAACCGCAUUAGAGAAAAUCUAAAUAUUAAAGGAGAAACGAAGAUAGUAUAUUUUGAUCUUCACACAGAGGUUUUUCAUGUUAUGUCGGAAAUUCCGAUCGCCCAUGCAUCUCCAAGUCGCAUUAUCAUGUGGAGUCUGAAUAAUCGUCUUUGCGUAUUGGAGAAGAAAAUCAACAGUCAAGUGAUAUGGUCAUUGAACUCACACAAUGUAUGGGAGAAGACUUAUAGCAUUACUUUGAACCAGAGCUGUGCAAAUCUCUAA